Clupea harengus (Atlantic herring) is the source of this 1011-nucleotide messenger RNA. RefSeq names its product secretogranin V (gene scg5). Gene Ontology annotation, molecular function: enzyme regulator activity. Gene Ontology annotation, biological process: regulation of hormone secretion; neuropeptide signaling pathway. Gene Ontology annotation, cellular component: secretory granule. Lineage: Eukaryota; Metazoa; Chordata; Actinopteri; Clupeiformes; Clupeidae. The record is from RefSeq and is a predicted model, not a curated record.
CAGCGAACGUAAUUUCCCGUCUGAGUGAACCAAUGGCGAUCCAGGAGAUGGGUGCAAAAGGAGUGCGUAGCAACUGUGGUAAUGUAGGCAGUGGACGGGACUGCAUCCCCGCUGUACCUGUUUUAUUUCGCACCACCUACACUGCAUGUGAGCAUAAGCGAUGGAUUCGACAAUCAGGACGACACUUGCCGUUUUUCUGAGCCUAGUGGUGGGUAUGUUGGCCGUCGUGUCAGGCCACAGCCCCCGCACGGCUGACCAAGUGUCAGAGGCUGAGAUUCAGCGUUUGCUUCAUGGUGUGAUGGAACAGCUGGGCAUCGCUCGCCCCAGGGUAGAGUAUCCUGCACAUCAGGCCACCAAUAUAGUUGGUCCCCAGAGUAUCCAAGGGGGAGCCCAUGAGGGCCUUCAACAUCUCGGGCCAUACGGCAACAUCCCCAAUAUUGUGGCAGAGUUGACAGGGGACAACGUCCCCAAAGACUUCAGUGAAGACCAUGGGUACCCUGACCCACCCAACCCCUGCCCGCUAGGAAAGACAGCAGCUGAUGAGUGUUUGGAAAAUGCCCCAGACACUGCGGAGUUCAGCCGCGAGUUCCAGAAGCAUCAGCACCUCUAUGACCCAGAGCACAAUUAUCCAGCAUCAGCCAAGUGGAACAAGGAGCUGUUGUAUGGAAAACUGAAGAGUGGACCAAAGAGAAGAAAAAGGAGCGUCAACCCAUACCUGAUGGGGCAGCGGCUGGACAACGUGGUUGCCAAGAAAUCAGUCCCACAUUUCUCUGAGGAAGAAGACACAGUGACCAGCAUCCCUAAGCCCUGACCCAGACAUCACAUUUCUAUAUUACAAAGUUAAAACGGUGUAUGUCAAGUCAAAAAUAUGUUUUAACUAGUCACUCAAUUGCAAAACAGUUUGAUGGGCUGAAAACCCCCCUUCCAACACCUAAGACAUUGUGCUCACAUCUGUGUUGGGAUUGCUGUAUACUGAAAUUCUAUCUAAUAAAAUCUAUGUUCUUAUGCACA